Penicillium antarcticum is the source of this 630-nucleotide messenger RNA. RefSeq names its product class I SAM-dependent methyltransferase. The record is from RefSeq and is a predicted model, not a curated record. The transcript has 2 exons. NCBI's taxonomy places the organism in Eukaryota, Fungi, Ascomycota, Eurotiomycetes, Eurotiales, Aspergillaceae. The coding region runs from base 1 to 630 and encodes 209 amino acids.
AUGGGUAUUUCUCAGAGUCCCGUCUAUCCCGAGAUUCUUGGGCGUCUCAAGUCUGGCCAAAAGCUACUUGACAUUGGCUGUGCACUCGGGCAAGAAAUACGUCAAUUGGUUUUGGACGGUGUAGCCUCUGAGAACCUAUACGCCGCCGAUCUACGCCGUGACUUCUAUGAAGUCGGCUACCACCUGUUCAAAGAUCGCGAGACGCUAAAAUCGGAAUUCAUUGAGGCGGACAUCUUCGACGCAAACUCCGCAUUAGUACAGAAACUCACUAGCAAAGUGGAUAUCGUCAAUGCAGGAUAUUUCUUCCACCUGUUUGACUGGGAUCGGCAAGUUGCUGCUGUUAAGCAUGUUGUUAGGCUUGUGCGCAUGCAGCCGGGCUCGUUGUUAGUCGGUCGACAGGCGGGACGUAAAGACCCCAUUGACCCUGAUGACAAAAAGAAUGCGCCUCAGCAGUACCGACAUGAUAUUGAGACGUGGAAGAGGCUUUGGAGACAGGUUGAAAAAGAGACAGGGACAAAGUGGGAGGUUGAGGCUUGGAUGGAGCCAUGGGAGGGCGCGGAUUUGGUGUUUGCGAAAUACCAUCCUAGCGUGGAGACAUGUAAGCUGCGCUUUGUGUCUAGGAGGCUGUAA